This is a messenger RNA of Chaetomium globosum CBS 148.51, 1722 nucleotides long. RefSeq lists its product as uncharacterized. The transcript is spliced from 2 exons. Bases 1 to 1722 code for a protein of 573 amino acids. Lineage: Eukaryota; Fungi; Ascomycota; Sordariomycetes; Sordariales; Chaetomiaceae. The record is from RefSeq and is a predicted model, not a curated record.
AUGCCCCAGGGUUCGAAACGCAAAUACACCUCUUACCGGGAACCCUCUCAUCGCAUGGCGCCACAAACCGGCACGACCACCGGUCGUCUCAUUGUGCCCACCGUUGAGACCCAGGAACUGUACAACAAAUGGCGACAAGCCUAUGAAGAAGGGCUUAACGAAGAGACUUUGAGACAGAUGCAGAACAUGCACGCUGGCCAUCUCCACCCCCCCUCACCGUCUCGAGCAACUUCGUCACGGUCGCCCUCCAAUGCGAGCACUACCUACUCCGUCUCACAUGCGAUGGGUGAGAUGGACGUUGGAGAUCAGUCACAAACCGGGAAGCAGAAACCCGGCCGCCGGGGGCCGUUGAAACCAAUAAAGCAGCUGAGGGCGAAUUUGAUGCGCAAGAUAGGCGCCUGCCCCGACUGUCGGGAACGCAGAGUCUCGUGCAAGGACCAUCAUAUACUCACCCUCUUCGAACAAGCGUACCAAGCCGCCAAGCAAAAGACUACCAGCCCACCCGUCAAUGCCGACUUCCAUGCCGAGUCUACCACUCCAUAUCAAACACGCCUCGGUAGCCCGGCCGACCUCGCCGGUGUGGGGGGUGGACAAAACCCCAUUGGCGACCUGCCGUAUCACCAUCUUCCGGACAACCCUCAAGGUGUGAUAGAUGACGGCCUUCUGGACUUCGAUUUGUCUCAGAACACCCAAUUCAACCCUCGACCGGACCUGGCGCCACUUCUGUCCAUAUUUCCAGGCUCACAAGUGCCCGUUUCCAACCCAACCAUUCAAUACACGCUUAUUCCUGGGCCCCAGGGCCCACAGCCCGUGGCAAUCGGCAAACAGCUCGCGCCGCUCAGCCAGCACUGGGUUUGCUUUGGGGGAAACUACGCAUCUAGCCUUUCGCAUUGCGGUCAGCGAUUUCCCAAUUUACCAGCCCUGGAGCAACACUUUGCAGCUGAUCAUGCCCGCCUCUACGGGCAGUAUCACACCUGGGGUUGCAGCGAUUGCCGAUACCAGGAGUCGUGUAUCCCAGCUACAAAUCGUUGCAUCCAAUGCCAAAAACCAGCUCAGUGGGAAAUGUGGUACUGGGGCACGGUGGACGACCCGUCGGCGCCUCCGUCGGUAGUUCCCGGUCUGAGUAUAAGUCAAGGCGAGUCGCUGUCUGGACCUUCCUCCCAGGCUAGCCACUCCGUUCAACACCCUGACCCAUCCACGACUUACAACAAUACUUACAUACCCUCGUCCGGGUCCGGGGGUUAUGGAUAUGGAUAUGGCGGCGGCCAGUCCUACAUGUCCACAACCGCAAUCCCAACCCCAACGGCGGACGCGAAACUCACUUGCCACCCCUGCAAGCCGCUCAUCGCUGGCAUGUGUUUUUCGAAAUUGUGUCAUUUGAAACGCGCCGGCAACACGAUAUUUCCCCGGCGGGUCUGCCCCGUGGUGAUCGUCCUGAUUGUCUCUGUGCUCGCCCUCAUCGCCCGCGUCGUGUCCCCUCCCUCAAACCACCACCAUUUCAUCGACGGGGUCGACCCCAUCUGGGAUCUCCUCCGGCUUGUCAUGUACAACGGACACCCCAGCAUCCCCCAGCUAUCCGUCGCCUGUAUUGUCGCCGGCUUGGCCGGGACCUGGUUGUUUUGGCAUGUGAUGCAUAAGAUGACGCAACCGCCGGACGCACAGGUGUGUUCCUUGCGACCCCGUCUCAUAUCCGCGUUGGAGGACUUGCGAGCGAUAUGCUAA